Messenger RNA from Kickxella alabastrina, 5029 nucleotides. RefSeq lists its product as uncharacterized. The record is from RefSeq and is a predicted model, not a curated record. Gene Ontology annotation, molecular function: DNA binding; DNA-binding transcription factor activity, RNA polymerase II-specific; zinc ion binding. Bases 384 to 4934 code for a protein of 1516 amino acids. Gene Ontology annotation, cellular component: nucleus. NCBI's taxonomy places the organism in Eukaryota, Fungi, Kickxellomycota, Kickxellomycetes, Kickxellales, Kickxellaceae. Gene Ontology annotation, biological process: DNA-templated transcription; regulation of DNA-templated transcription. The transcript has a single exon.
AUUUAUUCUUCUAUUUAUUUAUUAGCCAGUUGUGGACAAAUUUUCAUUUUUAUUUUAAGCGAGGGUUUUACUCUUAAUUCCAGUCUGCUUUUCUCAACUUAUCCAAUACGCUUGCAGCUGAGGGUGGGAGCAAGCGAACGGAUGAAUGGAUGGAUAAAAUUAUUUAAUCGAGGAUUGGAUGGGUAGAUAAUACCCAACUUUUUUUGGUGGCCCUCUUAUUAUUUAAUUAAAUUUUCUGGGUUACUUUAUUUCCGACAUCUUUGUCUCUCUUCAUCCUCUUAGCCAACCAACUUAUAUUACGCUAUACUUUGUUUAUCCUCUUUCUCUCCCCCUUUUUAUUUUUAUUAUUAUUUCAGGGUAGCCUCAAAACAAAUUCGGGGGCAAUGAGCAGCGGCUUCGGGGCAGACUUUCAAUUCAACCAACACAAUGACCAAAGUGGCGAGGCCGACGGCAAAGACAAAGUAGUGUGCAGAGACGGCCGUGUCUUCCAUGCCUGCGAAAUAUGCCGCAAGCGGCGGUCGCGCUGCGACGGUAACAAGCCAAAGUGUACGUCGUGCGAGAAACGCGGGCUCAACUGCGAGUACAGAGCGAUGCGGAAGCGCGGACGCCACGGCAAAAGAGCCCUCCCAUUUUCAACUGGAACCGGUUUGAUCGAUGUUGAAAUGACCGGCGAUGGUGACUCGUGGUCAUUGGGCUCGUCUGCCAGCACCAUUGGCUCGAGGCCGCUGACUGCGUCGACGCUGGGCGGCGGCAGUGGUGGAAGCGCUGGCAUUGCGGCGAUGCAUGGUGACCCGACGAUGAGCCUGCUGGACUCGUUUCCGCCCUUUUUCUCUAUUCCCUCAGACAUAUCUAUGGCCGACGAGGGCAGCCAUGGUCGUGGUAAUUCGGUGGCGAUGGACUCGAUUAUCAGCGCCAUGGCUUCCCCUCCAGCGACGAGCAGCGGGGUUGGUGAGAGCAGUAGGAAUCCAUUGGCCAUGCAGGGCCCAGCAGAUUUGUUCAUUAGCGCAUCCCUGCGCGGUUCUGCCAUAGUAGAACGCUCUGCCCUGACAUCUGCCUUCCUCGAGUCAAUUAACAGCCAGCAGCAGCAGCAGCACCACAGGCAGUCCGUGUUUCUGGGCUCACCAUCGCCACUGCUGCCUCCACCUCCUCCUCCGCCGCCAAUGACAUUCCGCUCGCUCUCGCACUCUAGUAGUAUGUUUGAUUCGCAAUCGAUAUGCACCCAAUCGCCAGUGCCGUCAUCCGUGGGCUCGUCCCUAUCAAUGGUGACAGGAAUGGCCUCCCCCAUUGGCCUCGGCGGCAUGAUGCAGACCACCUCGGCGAACAGCAGCUUGGGACCUGGCCAGUCUGCGUUUGCUGUGCACCAGCAGCCAUACCACCAGUCAAAUACAUACGGAUUCAGCCACAAUAAUCAGCAUCAGCAUCGGUCGCAUAAUCAACAGCAGCAGAAUCCGCUUGCGCCUUCGAUCCAGCAGUCAAUGUCGACAUCAACUGUCAAAGCACCAGAGGUCACUGUGGCGGAUGUUGCAGUGGCGGCUGAAUUCCAGUUUUCGCCGCCGCAUUUGUCUAUGGUUCCAAAUACGCCGUUAGGCAAUAUCAACAUGAAUUACAGCAACAGCAUCAAUAGCAGCAACGGCGGAAACAGUGGAAGCGAUGCCUCCGCUGGGAACAACACGUUUAGCCGCAGUGAGCAGGAGGUGGCCGCUGCUUUGCUGGAAACGCACCCCUUGCAGACCCAAACUGCUGCUCAUUCACAAGCCACACCAGCUGCUGCGACGGCAGGAGUGAUCGGCUCUGUGCCCGGACACGGGCCGAGCAGCAGCGCGCGCAUGCGGAGAAACGGCCUAGGGGUAUGGACGAUGAUCGAUCCCGCAGGUACCACGGAUAGUGCUGCUGCCACGGAGGGUGCCGAGGGUAGCACGGGAACCAGGCGCCAGCGCAGCGGCGAGUGCAGCCGGACAAUCGUCGAGGAAGAAGAGGUGCUUGAUGGGCUAAACGCCGACGGUGCGGAUAACUUUGGCAGGCCGCUUUUUGACGUCACCUCGUACCCUCCGCCGGCGGCCGGAGAGCUGGAGGAGCACAUGAACGGGAUCUUCGAGUAUUUCUACAUGGGCGUACAGACGCUGCACAAGCCGUCGUUCCGCAAGCGCGCGACCAGCGGACUGGUCUCGCCCGUGCUGAUCUAUGCCAUUAUGGCUGUGGCCAGCCGCUACUCGCGGCGCCCCAGCCUGCACUCCCUUAACGGCAUGGCAUUCCUUAACGGCGACCGCCACGCAUCGACAGCCUGCGGGCUGGCCAGCAUCCAGCUGAACCACGGCGACCUCGGAACUGUCGACACGAUCCACGGCAUGCUAUUCCUCUCGGUUUACUUUAUGGGCCAGGGCAACAUGCUCAAGUCGCGCAUGUAUCUGGUCAAGGCCGUGUGCACAGCGCGAACUAUGGGGUUUCAGAAUAUGGACGCGACCUUUCUGGCGUCCAGCCCGAUGAUCGCCUUCAGCGGAACCUUUGACCGCCAGCAUGAGGUCAAGUCGUUGCUGCCUGGCGCCUGCUCGUGUCCAAAAUCGGUCAGCGAUCUGGUGGAGCUGGAGACAAAGCGCCGGAUCUGGUGGUUCCUCGUCUUUGUCGAUUAUUUCACUGCCAAUGUCAUGAAUGUGCCACUGGAGAUCCCGCCCGACUCGUACUGUGUGCGCCUGCCGUGCAGUGAUGAGGAGUGGGUGAGCGAUACGCUGAGCAUUGGGAAUCCUGAUGACCCAAUUCCGCCGUACCAGCCAUACCAUCAGCAGCAGCAGCAAAAUAACCAGAACCAGGGGACGAUUGCAGGCAGCAGUAGCAACAAUGCUGCUGCCGGGUCGCUCGGCGACUUUCUCUCUCAACAGCAGCAGCAGCAUCCCAACAUCCCGAUUGACAUCAUCUUGCCGCGCGACCUCGGCUUUGGAGACCGCGUGUCAUCGGCGCAGCAGGGUGCCGAGUACUUACGGCUCAACGGCAUCCACGACUGCCACCCACCCUGGCUCUACCACCCGGGUGCAUUCUACCUCGAGCGGCUAAUGAUUGAGUUCUGCGACCACCUGCGGCGACUGAACAACUUGCGCGCGCUAGCCAUCCGCUCUUUCUUCCAUGUAAACCCGAUUUUUCUCGACGAGAGCUACCCCUACCUGAGGCGGCGGCGACAGGUUGUCUCGUGGGCAGAUCGGCUGGAGAAAGUCAAGGCCUCGUGGUCAUGGCUGCACCUGCAGCUCAACAAAUGGCUCGACUCCAUCUUGCUGCGCUUCUCCGAGGUCAUCAACCGAGUACCUUCGGACCAGUAUAACCGCCAGUAUCGCCACCAGUAUUAUUAUUAUCUAAUCGCCGCACACUCGACUAUCAUAAUGUCGCAUGGUGUUAUUCUGCAAUUGUACACGGACUUUUCGCGCUAUAUUCGCCAGCAGCAAGAGCAGGAGCUGCUCCAGCAGCAACUGUACCAUCAGCAGCAGCAGCAAGAGCAGAUGCGCAGCCAGUCGCAGACUCCCGCAUACGGUCACUCGGCUUUUUCAGCGGCCAUGCCCGCUGACCCAGCAACGCUGCUUGGUGCAGCAAACAGCCACAUACCAGUGUCAGCGGCAGCGGCAGCGCGGCCCUCGUGGCUAUGCCCAGGCGCGCACACACCGCCAGUGGACUAUAGUAACGGCUGUGGUAUGCUGCUGAGUGAGGGCCUGUCAGAGUUUGCCAUCGGCACGCUAGGCAGCACCAUGCCGUCGCUCAUGAACAUUGCGCAGGGUCUGGCGGCCAAUGGGGGCAGCAGCAGCAACGGCAGCAUGCAGGGGUCAUCGAUCUAUGGCAGCGUCAUGGGCAGCCCGGUGAGCGGCAGCGGUAUGAACAUCAACGGCAACAAUGGUACCUACAAUCAUGGAGGCGCAGCAGCGGGGCUUGACGACAUGCUGCACACGGGGUUUGGUAGCUUUGGAAACAUGCUGCCAAUGCCUGGGCCAGCCAAUAAUAAUAAAGGACCGCAGUCAGUGCUGAAUGGGCCUAAUGCCGCCAGCAGCAUCCUGUGCGACCUCUCAGACAUGGCCAUGCUCGCCUGGGACGGCUGCGUGUCGACAGCCGACCAGCUGGCAUCGAUCCUGCGCGGCAAGCACCCCAAGUUCGUGCUUCUCGGCAGCCUGCCCCUGGAGGUCUUCCGCGAGCAGGUCCUGUCGGGUGACGCCAACAUUCUGUCGCAGCCAGGCUCGGCGUUCAACGCUCCAGGCACGGGACCUGGUGCCGACAACCCCAUACUGUCCGACCCCGACUUUUACAUGCGCUUGCAGCCGUCGACCGCCUGGUGGAUGUUUCUUGUCGCGCAGGUGCAGGUUGGCCACAUUAAGCGCUUGCUCAAGGAGAGCGAGGGGUCAUUCAAGGUACAGGCCAAGCGCAAGGCGCGCGCUGCCAAGGCUGCGACCACCGAUCCAGUGGCAACUGGCAGAUCGGACGACCCGUUAGACUCAACAAUGGCACCUGCAGAGUCAAUGGCUGUCAAUAGCAGCCAGCAGACUCCUCCCGCCGCUGCAGCUGCAGCUACCGACGCUGCAGCCUCUGCAUCCAUGUUUGUCCCACCCGGAGAUGGCUCUAGCAACAUGCCAGCAAUGGAUGGCAACGCCGAGCAGCUGCUGGGAAUGAGCCAGCGGCUGCAAAAGCCAGCCAACCGCAUGCAGCCACUGUCGACCAGCAUGAACAACUCGGCCAUAAUGCUGGCCACCGCCAUGCAUAUGUCCAAUGCUGCGCCGGCGCCGCCUACGCGCCAGGCAAUGGAGGACCGUGCAUCGCUGAAAACCAAGGCCUUGCGGCUGGUGCGCGCCUAUGAGAACCUGUCGUGUAUGGUAAAGGUGCUUGAGGGCAUGCAGCAGUACUGGCAGUGCAUGGACUAUGUCAGUGUCAUCCAGGAUAUUCUUAAGGGAUCCGAGCGGCCGCUUCACUAGAGUAUUGGUUUUGUAAAUGUCACCAAUGUCACCUCUUUGUGUGUGUGUUGAGUAUAGAUAUUCUGUACUUUGUAAUUGCGUAAAACUGGGGUUCG